AUGCCCUCUAUUACCCAGGGACGCAACCCCUCACGACAAUCCUCUUCCUCCUCUUCCCCGUCUCAUGACUCUCACGACUCUGAGCAAACGCUCUACGACCCCCGCACCCUCGCUCACCUGCCCACCCGAUCACAAGACCCUCCAACAAGCGAGCAAGGCAGCAGGGCCAUACUCGAAUACCCCGCGCCAGCCCACUCGCCUUCCCGCCUAGCCGUUUCUACCUCCCGCACGACCACCCAUCUUCCGAGCCCCACCUCCCAACAGCCCUCUCAGCGCGGCCCUCCACCCGCGCUUGAGGAAAGGGAAGCAUGGUCCAAACCACCCGUCAUGCCCACUUUGCGAGCCCACGCAAGACUGUGCGCUGUGCUGCUCGCCUUCUUCAUCGCGUUGUCGGGGUUGAUAGUGGGCUGGACGGUGUUUAUGAUUCACCAGCUGAAGACGGGCUCUUCGAGUGAUAGCCAGGGAUCGGACGAUGAUUCUGCGAGCAACGGGCAGCAAGAGGGGAAUGAUGACGACGAUGAGGGCAAAUGGAGUGGGGGUGUGAGUCCUGUGACUAUGGUCAUUGAUGGUAUCUUUAUCAUUGCCAUCGUCCUCUUCCUCGCACUCCUCAUCCGUCAAACAUCACUCGUCCUCUCCCUCUUCCGCCCGCCCCCUCCUCCCCACGGUCCGAACCCCCUUUCCAACCCCUCUUCGCACUCCUUUCUACCCCCCUGGCUUCUGCCAAGGUUACCGUCAUACAUCGAGACCAUCGGCGGACGAGGCACCGGCACAGGCGACGUCGAAGACAGAUACAUCGUCGGCGAAAGCCUGCCCGUCUACGGCCACAACAGAGGCAGCAAGCUCCUCCUCCGCUCCGAGUCCCGCGGCGGGGCUUUGCGUCAAGGAGAAAUUACUCACUCGCCUACUGAUAGUGUGGGGAGCAAUCACUCGAGGGGGGAGCCGUUGAGUUAUGACGUUUCAGAGGCGAUGACGCCGAGGCCGGGGAUGACGGGGCUGAGCGAUCAACAGAGGAUGGAGUUGGGGAGGGAUCAGGAGAGGAGGGCUGAGGAGGAGCGGAGGGCGGGGGUGAGGGAUAUUGUCGAAAAGUCGCACUAUGUCAGAUAG
Cryptococcus amylolentus CBS 6039 is the source of this 1104-nucleotide messenger RNA. RefSeq lists its product as hypothetical. NCBI's taxonomy places the organism in Eukaryota, Fungi, Basidiomycota, Tremellomycetes, Tremellales, Cryptococcaceae. The transcript has 2 exons. Bases 1 to 1104 code for a protein of 367 amino acids. The record is from RefSeq and is a predicted model, not a curated record.